Messenger RNA from Ordospora colligata OC4, 891 nucleotides. Its product is annotated as cyclin-dependent protein kinase. Gene Ontology annotation, biological process: protein phosphorylation. The transcript has a single exon. The record is from RefSeq and is a predicted model, not a curated record. NCBI's taxonomy places the organism in Eukaryota, Fungi, Microsporidia, Ordosporidae. Bases 1 to 891 code for a protein of 296 amino acids. Gene Ontology annotation, cellular component: nucleus. Gene Ontology annotation, molecular function: cyclin-dependent protein serine/threonine kinase activity; ATP binding.
AUGGCAGAAUCUUUUCAGAAGCUCGAAAAAAUCGGAGAAGGAACCUACGGAGUAGUCUAUAAAGCAAUCGAACGAAACACACAGAGAAUAGUCGCACUAAAGAAAAUCAGACUCGAAAACGAAAACGAAGGAAUACCAGCCACCACAAUAAGAGAAAUAUUGCUUCUCAAAAACAUAAAACAUUCUACAAUUGUAGAACUAAGCGAUGUAAUAUACAAUAAUAACAAAAUGUAUCUUGUUUUCGAAUACAUGGAGCUUGACCUUAGAAGAUACCUGGAUAAACUGUGUGACGAUGGUCGUCUUCCAAGCGAAGAGUUCAUUAGGAAAAUGUCUCAGCAGCUUCUGACCGCAAUGGAAUAUUGCCAUUCAAGAAAUAUUUUCCAUAGAGACCUUAAACCUCAAAACAUACUUGUCGAUCUAAAAGGAAAUAUUAAGCUUGCAGAUUUCGGCCUUGGCAGGGUUGCAGGAAUUCCUUUACGAACAUACACAACUGAGGUAGUGACUCUUUGGUACAGGCCUCCAGAGCUACUCCUUGGUUGUAAAUACUAUGAUGCUUCUGUUGAUGUGUGGAGCGCUGCUUGCAUAAUGGCAGAAGUUGUUCUCAUGAAACCUUUUUUUUCUGGCGACUCUGAGAUAGAUCAGCUCUUCAAGAUAUUCAAGAUCCUUGGCACACCUAGCAAUUCAAAAUGGUCAAAUGUUGAGAACUUUCCUAACUACAAGGCUGAUUUUCCAAUAUGGAGUCCAGUGGAUCUAAAAACAAUCUUCGAAACUUCUCAGGAUUUUAUUGAUCUCAUCUCUCAGAUGCUUGAGUAUGAUCCAAGAGCAAGGAUGUCAGCAAAGGCUGGAUUAUCCCACAGAUAUUUCAAAAAUAUGUCUCCAAUUCUAGAAUAA